AUGGAUUUGUCGAAGUAUACUGAGUGCCUCUCUCAAUGGCCUGCCCAUAUUCCUGCGGGCUUGCCGACCUAUGGAGCGUUGCUGCUCCUUGCGGCGGGUGCGCUGCAAGUUGGCUGUCACGUCUGGACGUUCGUGCGCGUGCUGCUCAGCCUGUUCGUGCUUCCGGGCAAACCGCUCCGCUCGUUCGGUCCCCCCGGUAGCUGGGCUGUUGUGACAGGUGCCUCCGAUGGCCUGGGCAAGGAAUUUGCUCUGCAAUUGGCCAAGGCGAAGUUCAACAUCGUUCUCGUUUCCCGCACAGCCUCCAAGCUGGAGACUCUCUCUGAGGACAUCACCAAGCAGUUCCCCCAAGUGCAGACCAAGACCCUCGCAAUGGACUUUUCGCAAAACUCCGAUGCCGACUACGAGGCCCUCAACCAGCUUGUCAGCGAGCUGGAGGUCUCUGUUCUUGUCAACAACGUCGGUCUUAGCCACUCGAUCCCCGUUCCUUUCGCUCAGACCCCCGCCGCCGAAAUGGCCGAUAUCGUGACAAUCAACUGCACCGGAACUCUGCGCGUCACCCAGCUCGUUGUGCCCGGCAUGAUGCAGCGUCGCCGCGGUCUGAUUCUGACCAUGGGCUCUUUCGGUGGUCUGCUUCCUACACCCUUCUUGGCCACUUACUCCGGCAGCAAGGCUUUCUUGCAGCACUGGUCCACCGCUCUUGGUGGUGAACUUGCUCCCUAUGGUAUCGAUGUCGAGCUUGUCCAGGCUUACCUGAUCACCUCUGCUAUGUCCAAGAUCCGCCGUGCUUCUGCUUCCAUUCCUAACCCUCGCACUUUCGUUCGCUCCGUGCUUGCUAAGAUUGGCCGCAGUGGUGGUUCCACCUCGUAUGCUUACAGCUCCUCGCCUUACUGGAGCCAUGGUAUCAUGGCUUGGUUCCUGACUUCUGUUGUUGGGACCAUGGGCAAAUUUGUUCUCGGACAGAACAAGUCUAUGCACGAGAGUAUUCGCAAGCGUGCUCUUCGCAAGGCUGAGCGUGAGGCCGCCAAGAAGAGCACUUGA
This is a messenger RNA of Penicillium brevicompactum, 1038 nucleotides long. RefSeq names its product ketoreductase. The record is from RefSeq and is a predicted model, not a curated record. Lineage: Eukaryota; Fungi; Ascomycota; Eurotiomycetes; Eurotiales; Aspergillaceae. Gene Ontology annotation, biological process: fatty acid elongation. Gene Ontology annotation, molecular function: ketoreductase activity. The coding region runs from base 1 to 1038 and encodes 345 amino acids. Gene Ontology annotation, cellular component: endoplasmic reticulum. The transcript has 2 exons.